This is a messenger RNA of Didymodactylos carnosus, 3144 nucleotides long. NCBI's taxonomy places the organism in Eukaryota, Metazoa, Rotifera, Eurotatoria, Philodinida, Philodinidae. The record is from the annotation of a GenBank genome assembly.
AUGUCUUAUCGAAACAGUUAUAGUCGACAAGACGGCGGUGGUGGUCAUCGCGGACGACGCAAUCACUAUGACAACAACAGUAGUCAUCGUACAAAUGACUACGCAUAUGCCAAUUAUAAUCGUUCGCAUAAUCUCACGGAAGAAGAAGAAAAACUCGUAAACCUCGGACGCUCGGAUCUAUUCGAAAAGGAAUUUCGGUUUCCUCUAUGUACAGUUCUUAAAGAUCAUACACAGAUAACAGAACAAUUAUUUCGAACACCACGUUGGACCAUUUCAGACUUAAUGAUUUUUAAAUCUCAGCUAAACAUUACUCGCGAUAAAAUGAACGAUAAAGAUCGAAAAAUUUGGCAAGAACACACAUAUAAAACGAAUAUGACUGGAAAAAUAGCUUUUUCGUUACGUAAACAAUUUAAUAUUGAAAUGUGCACGAAUGCGUGGAUUAAAAUGGCCGAAAUAUAUGCCCGAUAUCCGGGUUUGAUACCACCAAGUAGUAAUGAAAUGAGGAAACAAUCAGAAACAAAUCGACCCAUAUUCCAAUCGAUACAUCUCUGUGAAGCACCAGGUGCUUUUAUUUGUGCUACGAAUUAUUAUCUUCGAAAACGAUUUCAACAGACAGUUGACUGGCAAUGGACGGGCUUAUCCUUAAACCCCUACUAUGAGGGAAAUGACACAGCAGCUAUGAUUGAUGAUGAUAGAUUUAUCGUUGAAACAAUAAAAAACUGGUAUUUCGGUGUUGAUAAUAGCGGAAAUAUUUUAAAGCCAGAGAACAUCAGAGGCCUUUGGAAUAUAUAUGCCGGAUCAAAUAAGGUAACACUUGUAACUUCUGAUGGAGCAGUAGACGCUUCGGGUGAUCCGAAUGAACAAGAAGCUCUAGUAAGUGAACUUCAUUAUACUGAAGCUGUUGCAGCUAUGGGAGCGCUAAAAGAAAAGGGUAGUUUUGUUUUAAAAAUGUUUAAUUUAUUUGAAUGUGAAAGCGUAUGUUUACUUUAUAUUCUUUCGCUACACUUUAAUGAACUGUACGUUUUUAAACCAGCUUCAUCGAGGACAGUUAAUGCCGAAGUCUAUAUUAUUUGCAUAGGUUUUCGUGGUAUAUCUGAUAAUGUUUUGCAACAUUUGUUGAGCUAUAUAUCCCCUUCAUUUCCUAAAGGCCUUGCUAUGUUACCUCAAGAUUCUAUCCCGUUAAGUUUUCUUGAAUCUCUAAUCAUUUGUGCUGAAAAAUUUACUAAAAAACAAAUUGAAGCAAUUGAACGUAAUUUAGAACUAGAACAUGUAAUGAAUUAUAAUGUUGCAAAAGCUCUUGAACGACUUGCAUAUGAUGUAAAAGAUCAGUUUAUUAAUAUUUGCAGUAUAAUAUCUUUGAGUUCCGGUUUUCGUAUUGUAAAUCAUUUGGAACUUGAUGGAUCAGCUAAACAUUUGGGCAAUAGUGCUUCACUUGUCCGAGGUGGUCUUCGACAACGUUUAGGCGGUACACUUGAAGAUCGAAUGAAAAAAACAGAAGACCGAAAAGAAUUUCUAAGUGGAGUUACAGCUUCAAACACUUCUGGUAAACGUAAAUUAGACGAAAAAGAUGAAGAUAAUCUACCGGCUACUAAAAAAAGACAAGUAGCAGAAAUUGAUAAUUCUAUAAAAGCAAUGUCAAUCGGUGAAAAAUUAAUGAAAAAAGCUGGUUACGUUGAAGGACGAGGAUUGGGUGUGGCAGAGCAGGGUCGAACACAGCCAAUAGAAGUUUCAUUGCAGGAUAAUCGUGCAGGAUUAGGACGUCAUAAAAAAGGAACAACUACCGGCGACACUCUCGUUGCCGUGGACGAACCGUUCUUUAUAGAUUUUGAUCACUCACCUGCAAGAUCGCGUACUUCGAAAGAAAUGAAAGUAUUAGGUAUUGACCAAAAAUCGAUUGUAGGUGUAGCAGAUAAAAUACAAGCUGUAAUAGCAUCGAUAUUUGUUUCUGCUGAAGAUUUAGAAACAUUGUAUCGGAAACGAUUAGAAGCUUAUGAACAAGGUCGAAUACCAUUUCAGAAACAUCUGUUUUUGAGUGAAAAUUUGGAUUUAUUGAAUGAUCCACGUUUCAGUUAUCCUCAAACAGCAGUUCAGUUAGCAUCAGUAGACGCCAUCUUAAAAGUUGUUAGUGGACUAAAACUAGCCAAAGACGGUUCUCCACUAUCAUUUAUUGUUGACGAUCCUGGCUUUGCUGAAUACAUCAACUGGCAGCAAACGGGUAAUGUACGUGGUUUUGUCUUCACCGAGCAGCACCACGUAUUUCAAACAGCACGAAACCGUCAAAUAGAAUGUUGUAACUCCGACACUGAAAUUCAUCAAAAAGUUGUUUUCAUGUCAGCUGAUGUCAGUGUACCAUAUGAAACCGUAGUAAAAACUCAUUAUGUUGAAUAUGAGAAUAAGCAGAAAUUUGCUCGUGUUUGUCAACAAGUUUUUAAACUUCUCGAUCGUAGUGGUAAUUUUGUCUGUAAACUUCUUGAUUUAUUUACACGCUUUACAGCUGAUCUCGUUUAUUUAUUGUAUAAAUGUUUUAGAUCUAUUACAAUUAUUAAGCCGUUUACAUUAAAUCCGGCUUGUUCAGAUAGAUUUUUAGUUUGUCAAGAUUUUCUUGGUAGUGAUGAAUUAAGAGGAGUUGAGAAACAUCUUGAUGAUGUUGUAACACAGCUUAGCAUGGAAAAUGAUGUUGUUGAAAUUCUGCCGAUAAGUUGUUUAUUGGAAAAAGAGUUUCAGCAGUAUUUAGUUGAUACAGCUCAACGUUUGUUACAACGAGAAAUACAAACUUUGAAAAAAUUAUUAGCCGAUGGUAGUGAGGUUAGUUCUAUUGGUGAAAAACAUUUAGAUGAAGCAAAAAAAUUAAUUUUUUGUAAUGAACGCAGAACAGUACCACCGGAUGAUGAGCCAGUGCUGCCGGAUGGUUGGAUAAAGCAGUGGAGUAAAAGAGAAGAAAACUUCUAUUAUUUUAAUGUAAACACCGCAUCCACAACGACCAAACUUCCGCAAUGUUAUAACGACAUCAGUGGAAUAUUUUUGAGAAAAUUUACUCAUCCGAAUACUGGUGGUUAUUCAUUAUUAUUCUAUUUUCCAUUAAAUGGUGUUCUUCAAGUUGAUUCAGACGAAAAACGUUAUGCUAAUCAAUAUUAUGGUAAAUAA